Protopolystoma xenopodis is the source of this 228-nucleotide messenger RNA. The record is from the annotation of a GenBank genome assembly. NCBI's taxonomy places the organism in Eukaryota, Metazoa, Platyhelminthes, Monogenea, Polystomatidea, Polystomatidae.
AUGAGUUCCCGCAUCCUCAUAACCUGUGAUGGCGCCUGGCGUGGAGUGAAGCUUAUUCGGCUCAAGGAACUGGCUAACGAAGCAAUGGACAUUCUAAGUAAGAGAGGCAAGCCGCUAAAUCAUUGUGUCGUACUGCAACACAUAACUCGAUCUCCGUCCGACCCGGACCAGAUUGUCUCCGGUGACGAACGGCCUGGGAAACGACCUUGUCUGAGUCACUCAGCCUAA